CACCCCUAUUCAUCCCACAUCUGCCAGUUUGCAAUGUUCCCAUCCUUCCGCUCCCCAGAUGACCAUGAAACAGGAGUAAGAGCUGCCUCUCAACAUGUCCUCAACCCCCUCAUCCCAAAUAACGCACCGACCGUCACUGUGCUAAGAAAAACUAAAGGUGGUCCAUACAGACAUGAGGUCUUGGAGAAACCCAUGACAAACAUGAAGAAAGCUGUUAGGUGGACUGGAGAACACGGCUUCUUAGAUCAGACAAAGUCAUCGAAAGGAGAGAAACAGAUAUUCUAUCCGACUCCUCCAAAGACGAUGCUGCCAAAUCCUAAACUUCGUGACUGGGAAUUGUCGUUAUCUGAGCGGACAAGCAACAUGCUGAAGAAUUUGGAGCGGACUCAAUGGGUAACCACCUACCAAAUGAACCACACAGGAUCUGGGCCAGCAAAUCCACUCAUGAUAGAUGACUUCAAAGAAAGAAUCAGUGUCAUUACAGGGAUAAAUACACCACUGAGAGAAAGGUCUUUUCCCGUGUUUGUUCCCUCUACACCUCGAGGAGGAUGGAGAAAAAGGCAGCAGGGGAGCACCUGCAGUCGUACUGCUCAUGAAUUCCCAAAUCGAUCUCAAGCUCUGAACCACGACUCUCCUUCAGCUGCUAUAAACCAACAUAGGCAACAAGAGAUCCCAGAGAAGUAUAACGAGGCACAAGAUCCAAACCCAAAGUCUCAUAAUCAACCAAAGUACAGUUCUGGCUCCACAGAAGUACAGAGCGCUGAGUCAUCCAAGGAGGUCUUACAUAGACAACACACUGAGAGCAAAAGAUCUCUGGAUGAAGGCAGGGAGGGAGAAAUUCAAUUAUCCAUGUCACAAAUCAGCCAAGAGGCUAACACUGCCCGGAUCUCCGGUACAAAGCAACUCCUAGACAUGUACACUUCCCCUGUUUCCCAGAAAGAGAUGGAGGUCACCCGGGAGAAGAGCCUGACCGAGCAGUGUGGAGGAAAUCUUUCUACCAUUAGUGGGUCAUCUGUGGCCAAAGAGAUGGCAGGUAUUGAAUCAAAUGCUAAGUUACCAUCAAGGGCAUCUUCAGAGCAGGAGAUGCUGGCAAAGGGCAGAGAGCUCCCAGGCCGUAUGUCCAACCCCUGCAUCCUGCCAAGGCCGCCUGUCCUGCCUGGCAGUGGUGGCAUUGUGGGUAAAGAAGGCGGAGCUAUCUGCCUCCGGGACCUUCAGAAUAAAUUCAGUAAAUCAAAGGCCCAUCGUGACUUUAAUUGCUCCAUAACUCAUGCUGCUGUGAACCUGAGGGACAAUGUUGUCAAGGGGAAGAAACAUGACUUCUACGGGAUCAACUGUUUCUACCUGCGUGGAUAAUACUGGACAUUAAUGUUGUUUACAUCUGCUAGCAAAUAAUAGUUGUAAUGAUUUUAAGCUGAGAAGUAAACUACUAUCUAAAAUGUGACUAAUAUACUCAAUGUUGAAAUGUAAUGACUACAUAUCUUAUAAUAUUAACUAUUUUAUUUUUCAAUUUAAAAAAAAGUUAAACUUUUUUAAAUCCUCAUAAGCUCAUCAUAAAAUAGUUUGUGAUUCACAUUAAUUUCUUGAGCAACUUUACAGACUGUUAAUUUGAUUAAUUGCUUAAUCAUUUGUAAGUUAACAGGCUAUGUGCAGUAUAUUUUUAAUUCACUCUUUGGUUCUAAGCAUUCAAUUAGCAAGAUUCAUAAGAGCUCAGUAUGUAUAGAAUAACCCUCUUAUAAAAGGCUCCCUUCAGCCCAAGCUGGUUUAGGGUGAAAAUAAAAGAAAAACGUCCUUCAAAGCUCACUUCUGUGUGAAAGGGAAAGAAAAGCCUUUUUCAAUGUAACCUCUUGACUCUGCAAAAUGAUUUUUGUCACAGAAAGUCCUUGAGCAGCAAGCCAGCAACCGUGUGUGAUAAAGCAGCCUCUCAUUCAGGCGUUUGGAACCAUUUAACAAGAGAAUGGCUUUCAGAGCUAAAUAGACCAGUGUAAUUACUGUAGACAUUGUAGAUCUAGUUGCAAUGCAAUUUAUAACCAACAUAAGAUUAGUGGUGAUGGUUAUUGUUGUUUUUGUCCUUUUUUGCUAUUGUGCAUACAAAUAAACUUGCACUUUUUAAUCACAAGCUGCACAUAUGUUCCAUUUAAUGUAGAUUUCCUUUUACCACAUGCCUAUUUUUAUGCCAUGAGGACACCU
Molecule: messenger RNA, 2187 nt
Organism: Pseudoliparis swirei
Lineage: Eukaryota; Metazoa; Chordata; Actinopteri; Perciformes; Liparidae
Exons: 5
Coding region: 34-1353 (439 amino acids)
Cellular component (GO): centrosome
Source: RefSeq, a predicted model, not a curated record